Molecule: messenger RNA, 1622 nt
Organism: Cucurbita moschata (crookneck pumpkin)
Lineage: Eukaryota; Viridiplantae; Streptophyta; Magnoliopsida; Cucurbitales; Cucurbitaceae
Product: glutaminyl-peptide cyclotransferase-like
Exons: 11
Coding region: 231-1208 (325 amino acids)
Molecular function (GO): glutaminyl-peptide cyclotransferase activity
Source: RefSeq, a predicted model, not a curated record
UUUUUGUUGACUUUUUUUUUUUCCUUUUUUUUGCUUGAACUUUUCAUAUCUGGAGUUGAAUCAAAGGUUGGAGACGAAUCUGCAAUGGAGAAUCCGAAGUCCACCAGAUUCAGCUCCAAACAGAGCGUUACUUGUUUUGCCUCACAAUCUCCAUGCUCUACCUAAUCCCUGCCAAACCCAUUGGAUUCUUUCUUUGUCUUCUUUGCUAUCAAUGAACAAUUUGCCAUCUAAUGGCGGCCGGAUCCUUGAAGAGGAGGCAGUCUAAGCGAUCGAACUCCAAGCCCCCUGCAGCCAUGGCUUCUCGACCUUCUCAUCAACGUUUCCUUACCCCUAGAAAUACUGCACUGCUAGUUUCGAGUUCUCUGGUUUUCUUUGUUGUUCUGGUCUUCGGCAUUUCUUUUAAUGUAUUGCGAAGAUCGGCCAAAUAUGAAGUUCAAUCGCCAAUGAUUUACUCUAUUGAGGUGGUCAACGAAUUUCCUCACGAUCCUAGAGCCUUCACUCAGGGACUGGUUUAUGCAGACAAUGACACCCUAUUUGAGUCCACUGGCCUUUAUGGAGAGUCAUCAGUUCGAAAAGUAGCUCUCUCUACUGGGAAGGCUGAGGCUCUUCACAAGAUGGAUGACUCUCAGUUUGGGGAAGGAUUAACACUUUUUGGGGAGAGGCUGUUUCAAGUAACUUGGUUGAAGAAAACUGGUUUCAUAUAUGACCGAGAUAAUUUAAGAAAAGUUAAGGAAUUCACUCAUCAAAUGAGUGAUGGUUGGGGAUUGGCAACAGAUGGAAAGGUUUUGUUUGGAAGUGAUGGGACAUCAACUUUAUACCAAAUUGAACCAGAGACAUUUACAGUUACUAAUAAAUGGGUUGUGAGAUAUCAAGGAGAUGAGGUGCAUAACCUCAAUGAGCUGGAAUUUGUCAAUGGAGAAAUCUGGGCAAAUGUUUGGAUGACUGAUUGCAUCGUCAGAAUCUCAAUACGUGAUGGAAGUGUGCUUGGAUGGGUUCUCCUCCCAACUCUGAGACGGAAAUUGUUGCAAGGCGGGAGACAAAUUGAUGUUCUAAAUGGAAUUGCAUGGGAUAGCGGCAAGAAUCGCCUUUUCGUGACAGGGAAGCUAUGGCCAAAGCUCUUUGAAAUCAGAGUGCAGCCAUCGAAGGAGCAUUAUGGUGUUGGAACGAUAAAGCAGCUUUGUUUGCGAGAGGCAGUACAUUUUCACUAGCUUCGCUCUAGAUGGCCAUUUCCAUGAACAAGAAGGUCUACAUCCGUCCGACCCAAUCAAACAAAUACGAUACACUCAAUUAACUCAACAUUUUUCUCAGGUAAUCCUCUGCCUGCACUUGGCAUGAUAGUGAAAUCGACCACUUGUUUACACCAUGUUUGUAGUUUCAACUACAUUACUAAAGUUACAUAGUUAUAACUUCAUAAAUAAACAGAGUCAGAGGCAGGUAAUAUUUGCAGGAUUUGAAACGUUAUGGGGAUCUUUGAGCUUUGGACACUUUGGAUUUCAUGUAGCUUUAGUUUAUAGCAUACCACUGUAAUUUUUUGGUUGUAAUAUGUUCUAAUGGCCUCACAUCUAUGACCAGUCUUUUAAUUUUUAUUUAUUUAAUUAAUUUCACAAUAAGGUCAGCCUUAG